AUGCCUGGAUAUCGGAUGCGGCAACGGGUGCAGUUGUUCGCUAACGAAUACCCAAAGUCCGAGUUCUACGGGCUUGACCUCGUGCUGAAAGCGAUUGAAGCGGCCAACCAGCAGAAAGCCGCGGAUGGGGCGAAGAAUUCGACAUUUAUCGCCUGCGAUGCCGCGCACCUACCACACGAUUGGGGAAAUACGUUCGAUUUUGUGACGAUUUUCGAUGCGUGCCACGAUCAGACGCGGCCGGAUUUGUCUAUCCGCGAGAUCCACCGGGUGCUGAAGCCGGGCGGAAUCUUCGCCAUGGUCGAAGUGAAGGCGACCGGAAGCGUUCUGGAGGACAAAAAGACGGAUCCGCUGCGGAGCUCGAUGCACUACGGUUGUUCGCUAUUCCAUUGUCUGCCCGUCGGCAGUAAUAAGGAAGGUGCGCUGUGUUUGGGGACGAUGUGGGGCAACCACAAGCAGGAAUCCCUACUGAAGGAAUGCGGAUUUGUCAACCCUGAACGUAUCAACCCGGCCUACUAUCCGGUGAAUACGAUUUACGUCUGCAAGAAG
This is a messenger RNA of Mesorhabditis spiculigera, 546 nucleotides long. NCBI's taxonomy places the organism in Eukaryota, Metazoa, Nematoda, Chromadorea, Rhabditida, Rhabditidae. The record is from the annotation of a GenBank genome assembly.